UCUGUGGUUAGGUCUAUUCAUUUACCUCGUCUGUGGCACAGUUUUUUUUUUUUUUUUGUUACCCUCACUGUUGUCAUAAAGACACUCAUUGUCAGUGUAACAAAUUUUUAUUUCUAAGUUGAUUUGUUGUUAAGAAGAUGAAUCAGGAGAAUAUUUUAAAAAAUUAUAUAUUGUCUCAGUAUUCCAUGGAGAAAUUGGCAGUAAUAAAAAAAAAAUUAAGUAAAAGUAUACUUGAAGCUGACCCUUGGUGGCGAAUAAUAAAUCAAAUCAAAAAAGAAGUAACAGAUGAAGAAAGUAUAGAAGAAGCCUCAAGUAGUAAUGAUGAAGAUUGUAAUGAUAUUUUAUCAAGACACCAGACACCAGAUCAACUUUCAUCUACUCAAUUUUAUUUUACACAACCAGAUAAAUCCUUUAAUACAGGCACUCAGCAGGAGCAUAUAUCGAAGCUUGAUAUCACAGAAUGCCUUUUCGAAGAAUUAGAAUGUCCUAAUGGAAAGCUGGAUUUGAAUCAAUUAGAAAAUUUAACAGAGACAGAAUGUCUAAAAAUAGUAUGUGAUUUAGAAAAAAGAUUAAAUACUAUAGGUACAUACAAUUUAUGUUGUUCUAUGAAUAAUAUGACUUUGAACCAAAGAAUUAAAUAUGUACAAAUUUUUUAUACUCAUUUAGUAUUACCAAAGAUUAUUGCUUUAGAAGAACCUUCCAGAUUACUUUUAUCUGCUUUAGUAGAAAGCACUCAAAAAUUUCCAAAUGAUAUUCAGCAAUUUAUUUUUAUUCCUCUUUUAAAUGUUGAUUUAACAGACACAACAAUUAUUGAUGGUAUAGUAAAUACUUUCGAACCUGAAAGACAUAUUAUUCUUAUUGCAAAAUAUUUAUCAUACGUGAAAGAACUUAAAUCAUGGCAUCUAUCUUUUCUACACACUUUGAUUACUACUACAACAGAUAUUACACUAAAUGACAAACUCGUACAAUUAUUAUCUGAGAAAGCAGUUGAUUUUGCCAAGGAUAAAAGUUUCGGAAAGCUUGUAUUAUCAUUUAUAAAGUCAAAUAUUAAAUUUUCAAAUGAACAAAAGGAAUUAUUGUGGGAAAUAGCCAAUAUUAAUCAGACAUUGUAUAAGAAACCUAUGCAAAAUAUACUAAAAUCUAUGUAAUUUAUACAAAUGCUACAAAAUAUAAAAAAUUUUAUUAUGAAAA
Molecule: messenger RNA, 1191 nt
Organism: Frieseomelitta varia
Lineage: Eukaryota; Metazoa; Arthropoda; Insecta; Hymenoptera; Apidae
Exons: 4
Coding region: 138-1148 (336 amino acids)
Biological process (GO): interstrand cross-link repair
Cellular component (GO): Fanconi anaemia nuclear complex
Source: RefSeq, a predicted model, not a curated record